UUUACCACUUGCCUGCGAAUUUCUCCGUCUAAUUUAUCGGAAAACUGAUUUCCGCCUCUCUCCGGCGACUCUCCGGCGAAAUUGAGUUAGUUCAAAGUCAUCAUAUACCAACAAUGCCUCACAGAGCUCGACCUAUGGCAGGUCUCCUGCUGUUUACUGGACUUAACGUUGUUUUGGUCUCAACUAUAACUCCUGUCUAUGAUUUCGUGUGCUUCCAUCCAUAUUGGGAAAGAAGAAGAGAGCAUCGGUGUCAGGAACGUGAAGCAGCUCUGAGAAGUUCAACAUCUGCUCAAGUCUGAUAUCAAGGUCGGAGAUUCUGUAUAGCAGAUUAUCUUAAUUUAACUUGGUCAUGACACAAAACUUACUUACAUUCAGAGAAAGGUAUUUAAAGAAACGAAAGAAGUUGGAGCCCUUCACGCGCUUCUGGUCUAUAUUCUGCACACCAGUUUUUGUUGUUCCGCUGGUACAAUAUGGAGUCACAAUUUCAAGUUGAGCUGGCUUACACUUGGAACAGAGAAAGAUGAAGACAUACACAUCUUACUAGCGUACUUGUUCUCUUCGAAAAGAAUUGCGACAGAAGCUCUUUUUUUUGGUUUUGUUUUCUGAGGAAACUGUUGUUCCAUCUUUAUUGGUGAGUGUUUGGCUGUCUGAAUCUGGAAGUUUGAGAAUUGAAAUAUCUUGGGUGGUUUCACGUUUCUUAAUCUCUAUGCUUUCCAUGUAUUUUUAGAGGC
This is a messenger RNA of Solanum verrucosum, 731 nucleotides long. RefSeq lists its product as uncharacterized. Lineage: Eukaryota; Viridiplantae; Streptophyta; Magnoliopsida; Solanales; Solanaceae. The record is from RefSeq and is a predicted model, not a curated record. The transcript has 3 exons. Bases 114 to 299 code for a protein of 61 amino acids.